This is a messenger RNA of Cuscuta europaea, 2778 nucleotides long. Lineage: Eukaryota; Viridiplantae; Streptophyta; Magnoliopsida; Solanales; Convolvulaceae. The record is from the annotation of a GenBank genome assembly.
UGGGAGAGUGCCACGUGUAAUGACCGUUGGGUGGAGGGGUCUAUAAAUACCCCUUCCCCUCCGACGAGGAAUCACAUUUGCAUUCUAAAUUGUCGAAGUGCUGCCCAUUUUUCUAGAGAGAUAAACUCUCAAGCUUGUUCUUCGUGUUCGUCGUUGUUCAAGGUUAGUGUUCAUCACGAUCUUCCUCACUUUUCAUAUUUUGCUUCCUAGACUAGUGAUCUAGUGUUAGGCGUUUGAACACCAUUAGAUCUUAAGUUAAGUCUCCUUAGGCCCGUGGUAGUAGUUAUGAAGAGCUUGAACGACGACUACUACCCCUAUGACGACCAGCCCUCCACGAGGUCGCUUGACUACGAGGUGCUCGAGGAGUUUGAGGAUGAGAUAGAGCGUUUAAGUCCAUACAAAUCCGGAGAGCCAGUGGACGAGGAAGGCGAGGACGAGGAGUCCGCCUCCUCUUCAAAGGGUGAGGACGUAGGUGCGUCCCGAGUGGUGGACGGGGCGUCCACUUCUGCUGUCAUUCUGUGCCCGAGGCCGGUGUCUGCUGUGAAGGGAGCAGCUAAGCCGAAGAGAGUGAGGAGGCCGAAGAGUGGGCCGGGCACUUCCCAGUUGGAUCUCACCAACAUCUUCCUGAUCAAGCUGGAAAGCAGUGCGGCCGACUAUCUCGUUGCCCAGAUGUACGUGGGGCCGUUCGGGCGGGUUAGGGCACCGAGGCCGACGGACCAUGUUCUUCUUCCGCCACCGGGAUACUUUGGAGUAUACCCGAUGAGUUUUGCUAAGGGGUUGAGGUUCCCCCUCCAUCCUUUCAUUACCGAGUAUCUGGACAUGGUAGGGCUUCCUCCGGCUCUGCUGACGCCGAACAACUACUCCCUGAUGGUGGGGUUUUUGCUCCGGUGUGAGGAGUUGGGCUACAGGCCGACAACGGCCUUAUUCAUGAAUUUGUACCAGAUCGGCCGAGGAAGCCACAAGAACUGUGCUGCCUAUGCUACUCUUCAGCAGCUGCCGAAGAAGAGGAGUUUCACGGAUUUGCCUACGUCCAUUCAUGGAUGGAAGAGCAAGUUCGUGUUUGUGUCCAUUGGUGAGAGUGGCACCGAGUUUCCCUCCCUCGGCCAUACCGGGAGGUUUAACCUGCACGACCCGCCGAAGAGCUCUAUUCUGGACGCUCAGGUGGAGGCUUUCCUGGAAGGGGGGCCAAGGAGCGUGAAGGAUUACAUUACUGAGUACAAGAUGGCCGCCCUCGGCUUCGUGUGGUACUAUGUCUAUGGUGACAAGGAGGAUGACCUCCAACUCUGGCCGAGGAUGACCACCACCUUUGAGGAGGCCGACGGCCCGGACUUGGGCAUUCCUGCUGAGGCCGAUGAUUUUGUCAUGGACCGUCGUUCCAUGAUGGCUAUUGCCAAGGCCAAAGCGGCCGAGGAGAUUGCUUCUAAGGCGGCCGAGGCGGCCAGACGUACCGCGGCCGGUGGGAGCGGGGCUACUGCUGAUGCGGCCCCAAAGCCUGCUCCGUCGAAGAAGAAAAGGCCGGCCACUGACGGCCAAAAAAAGUUAACUGAGGCCGGCGUGAGCGUCUCGAAGAAGACGAAGAGGGCUCCUUCCCCUUCUCCGGCUACUGAGGCCGGUACUCUGACUGCCCCCAUCGUGGACGAUGGUGGUCCCGUCGUGGACCUUACUGUUGCUGACGAUGCUGCCCCAGCGCUUCCUCUCGUCCAGGAACCACGGACGAAGAGGGCCGGCAAGGAGAUUGCCGGUGCCACCUACCAGAAGGUGGUAGAAUACCCCGUCGGCGGGGACGUGUUUAAUGAUCUCGUCCCUGGCCACGUCGUCCUGGCCCAGGCCAUGCCGGCCAAAGAUCGGGCUUACUUGAAGAAGCUCGGGGACGAGAAGAUUUACGAGGGCGGCAUGGACCUCUUCGUCCAAAGUGCCUUUAUGCUUAUGGAAAGCCAUAAGAGGCAGUAUUGGGAGAUAGCUCGCUUGAAAGGGCUGGAGCAGAAGGCUGCCUCGGCCGACGAGGCGGUAGCUUGCCUUGAUUGGCUCCGGGAGGAUGCCAAGGCGUUGCAGGCAAAGGCUGAUGAAGCCGCCGCGGCCAGGGACGAUGCCCUGGCCAAGCUCGAGGAGAGCAAAAGGGAGUUCGAGGAGUCCCAAAGGGCGCUUGAGGCCGAGAAGCGCAGGAGCGAGGAGGCCGUUAAGGCGAAAGCUGAGGCCGAAGCCGCCGCUGUGAGGGCUGCUGACGAGGCCGUUGAGAAGUUCCUGGCCGAGGGGUGGAAGGCCGAUGAGAGGCUCCCCUGGUGCUACGAGGUGGUGGCCGCCAGGCUUGAGAGUUGGGGGAUGAACUCCCCCGCUGGCCGGGAGUAUUUCAGCCGAGAGAUGUCGGUGUAUUAUAACCUGGGCCAGGAGCGGAUGCAAAGGCUCCUGUGUCGGCGGCUGUCCCGGGCGUUGAAGGCCAUGAAUUACACGUCUGGGUGGGCUAGACGGAACCUGAAGCUGCCGAAGCUGAUGAAGGAUCCAGAAGAGCAGGCCAAGCUUCCGCUGUCGGAGCGAGAGUCCCCCAUAGAAAGCUCCAGCCUUGGCGAGCCGGAUUAUACUGAAUUUGAUUUCUUAGACGAUGCCACCAGCGCCGCAGCCGCUGCCGGCCAGGAAGCUGAGGCCGAUGAGGGAGCUGAUGAGGUUGAAGAGCCAGCCGCGGAUGAAGGUGCCCUGGAGGCUUGAUCGGCUGUUCCCUGUUGUAAUUAGCUUUUCAAUUUUUUGCCAAAUGAUGUAACGGCCGAAGUGCCCCCCAAUUGUAAU